UGUUAUUAGCAGUCCGAUCGCGCUGCCUCAGUCUAGGCAGUGGUUACCGGGCAUUCAGUGUGAUUUCUGUUUUUGUAUAUCAAAUUGCGGUCACAGUGCUAUCAGAUGCAGACUAGUGUCAGCUAAUGGAAAUGGUCUUUUUGUUUGUUGGUGUGCCCUUGGAUAGAUUGGCGAACCGCAUUUUGCAGUGAAUUUUGCCACAACUCUUCGCAUGAUGUCACAUUCGGCUAAAACUGAUGUUGUCAUCGUGUCUUUCGCUAGGACUCCGGUGUGCAGUUUUCGGGGCGCCUUGGCUUCGCUGAAAGCGCCCGAGCUCGGAGCACUAGCUAUAAAGGGUGCCAUCGAAAGAGCAGGAAUCAAGCCUGACCAGGUCGAAGAGGUGUACAUGGGUAACGUUCUUCAGGCAAAUGUGGGACAAGCACCUGCUCGACAGGCAUGUUUGGGCGCGGGGAUUCCUACGUCUGUUCCUUGCACAACCGUGAACAAGGUGUGCGCCUCCGGCAUGAAGGCUAUCGCUCUUGCUGCCCAGAACAUUAUGACUGGCAAUGCCGACAUUAUGGUUGCUGGAGGAAUGGAAAGUAUGAGCAAUGCGCCAUACUAUCUUGAUCGAGGGGAAAUGCCCUAUGGGGGUGUGACGCUGAAGGACGCGAUUGUAGCAGAUGGACUAACCGACGCAUACAAGCAAAUCCAUAUGGGUCUAUGUGCCGAAAACACAAAUUCUACCCUGGGCAUUACUCGAGAAGAGCAAGAUGCUUAUGCGCAGAAAUCGUACGAGCGAGCUCAAGCGGCGCAAAAGACUGGUAUCUUUGCCGCUGAAAUCGUACCUGUAACAAUUAAGGGUACACGCGGUAAGCCUGACACGGUCGUCACCGAGGACGAUGAGUGUAAAAAGGCUGACUUCGAGAAAUUCCCGCUGCUCAAGGCGGUAUUCAAGAAAGACGGCGGUUCAGUCACGGCCGCAAAUGCCAGCUCGUUAAACGAUGGUGCUGCAGCCCUCGUGCUUAUGUCUGAGGCGAAGGCAGUCGCUCUUGGGGUUAAACCCCUUGCAAGGAUUGUAGCUUUUGCUGAUGCUGCAACGGAGCCCAUUGACUUCCCCGUUGCCCCUGUGCUCGUUAUGCCGAAAGUUCUUCAGCGAGCUGGCAUCUCUCAGGAUAAGAUUUCAAUGUUUGAAGUUAACGAGGCCUUUAGCUGUGUGCCUAUCGCCGCCAUUAAAAAGCUCGAUAUUGACCCCGCAAAGGUGAACGUGAAUGGUGGUGCCGUUGCUCUCGGCCAUCCAAUCGGAAUGUCAGGUGCCCGUAUCGUCGGGCACAUGGCUGUCAACCUUAAACCCGGCGAGUAUGGCCUUGCUGGAAUUUGCAAUGGAGGAGGAGGAGCUGGUGGAAUACUCCUUCAGAAGUUUUAGCUGAUGAAUAAAAACCGUAGCCGUGCUGCCGCUGUUACUACACUGCUGUUGACGAAUAUGCAUUCUGGCGACAGAAAUGGCCAAGCUUUGAUUGCCGCUGUCCUUGCUAUCAACUCAGCUUGUCUCGAUCCCGAUCCAAAAGUACGCCCUGAAUCAUUUAACUAUGAUGGUGCCCAACUAAGAAAAAUGAAAAUGUAUCAGAAUUUAUCAGCA
Molecule: messenger RNA, 1615 nt
Organism: Varroa destructor (honeybee mite)
Lineage: Eukaryota; Metazoa; Arthropoda; Arachnida; Mesostigmata; Varroidae
Gene: Acat1
Product: Acetyl-CoA acetyltransferase 1
Biological process (GO): fatty acid beta-oxidation
Cellular component (GO): mitochondrion
Molecular function (GO): acetyl-CoA C-acetyltransferase activity
Source: RefSeq, a predicted model, not a curated record